This is a messenger RNA of Meloidogyne enterolobii, 423 nucleotides long. Lineage: Eukaryota; Metazoa; Nematoda; Chromadorea; Rhabditida; Meloidogynidae. The record is from the annotation of a GenBank genome assembly.
AUGAACAGACAAAAUAUUAUUAAAUUUCCUUUAAAUAAAAAGGCAAUACUUGGUGGAAUCUGUGUUGAUACUGGACAAUAUUUAGGACUACCAUUAACUAAUUUAGUCCAUACAUUUAUUGGAGUUGCUGGUGCUAAUAGAGAUGCAGAGCCUUUAUGUAAAUUAUUAGCUUGGACAGAACCUUGUAAUCAAAUAAAUGGUAUUUCUUGUAAUUCUGCAUUUCUGAGAGAUAUCAAUUCAGUAAUUUCGGUAAUUCGUUCAAUAUAUGAUACAAUUGUUGGUAACAUUGCAUGUGACGGACAGUCUGUAAGUUCAAUUAAUGGACAAAAUGAUGAAAUUGUGUUGAAGAAUUACUCUCAUCCAAUGAUAAUUUAUGCAACUCAGGAUAUCAUUUAUAGAAUAGUUCAAGGAUUGAAGAAUUAG